Molecule: messenger RNA, 858 nt
Organism: Habropoda laboriosa
Lineage: Eukaryota; Metazoa; Arthropoda; Insecta; Hymenoptera; Apidae
Product: probable palmitoyltransferase ZDHHC24
Exons: 1
Coding region: 1-858 (285 amino acids)
Molecular function (GO): palmitoyltransferase activity
Source: RefSeq, a predicted model, not a curated record
AUGUUUAUUCGGAAAAAAAUUUGGCCACGUACCUUAAGUGAUUUUUUGUCAAUGACUUUUAUAUUAACAAUUGUGCCAAUAUUGUAUUGGUUUGAAUUAUGGGUGGUUUUACCGGCGAUACAUGAAUAUGGAUCACUGUUGUACAUAAUAAAUUUCCUUUUUGGAAAUUUUAUCAUGGUAAACAUAAUCGGAAAUUUUACGUACAUCAUUCUGUGUGAUACUAGCACCAGAAGAGAUAUUAUGUCAAUAAGUGCUGCAAAUACUAAAAAUGGUUGGAGAUUAUGUGCUUCAUGUGAAACUCUUGCACCACCACGUUCGUGGCAUUGUCCUAUAUGUAACAUUUGUAUUUUAAAGAGAGAUCAUCAUUGUAUUUUUACUGGAUGUUGUAUUGGUCAUUAUAAUCAUCGAUACUUUAUCAUGUUUCUUCUGUAUUUAUUUGUAGCAACAACAUAUGGUUUUUGUUAUAACAAUAUGUUUCUCUGGAGUAGAAUACAUUUUGAAUUUCCUAUGUCAAUUAUUAAAAUUAUCUUCCCUUUGGCAGUAUUUAUUUUUGGUUUUGAUGGUUCUAUAAAUCAAUUUUAUCUACUUUUAUAUAUUGUGUCUGCAGUAGGAAUGUUGUACACUGCAGUUUUGUGCAUUUAUCAUUUUUAUUUAGUAUUUAAUGGUAAUGUAGCUAAUGAAAAUAAUAAAAAUAUUUGUAUAUAUAAUCUAGGUUGGAAACAAAAUAUAAAAGAAGUAUUAGGUGAAAGAUGGUAUCUUGCAUGGCUACUUCCUUAUAUAAAUUCUCAAUUACCACAUAACGGUGUAAUAUGGGAUACAUUGAGCUCAUGGCAAUAUACAUAUUCUAAAAGUAAAUAA